GUUGUUUUCCAGAACAAUAUCGCAGUUUUCUGUCCAGGCUUAACAGAUGGCUCACUGGGAGACAUGUUUUACUUUCAUUCUUUCCGCAGUCUAGGUCUGAUCGUUGAUGUAGUGCAAGAUAUUAGGGCCAUGAACGGCGAAGCUGUCCAUGCAAAUCCAAGGAAGACUGGAAUGAUCAUUCUCGGAGGGGGCCUGCCCAAACACCACAUUUGCAAUGCCAACAUGAUGCGUAAUGGUGCGGAUUAUGCUGUCUUCAUCAAUACUGCACCAAAGUUUGAUGGGAGUGAUUCUGGAGCUCAUCCGGAUGAGGCUGUAUCAUGGGGGAAAAUACGGGGUUCUGCUAAAACUGAGGUACAUUGCAAUGCAACAAUUGCUUUCCCUUUGCUGGUUGCUGAAACAUUUGCCAAGAAAGCUGUCGAGACCAUGACUUAAUAUAUAGUUUCAUUGUGAAGAUUGAUUUAUGAUAUAGAGUUU
Prunus mume (Japanese apricot) is the source of this 474-nucleotide messenger RNA. The record is from RefSeq and is a predicted model, not a curated record. NCBI's taxonomy places the organism in Eukaryota, Viridiplantae, Streptophyta, Magnoliopsida, Rosales, Rosaceae.